CGGGUCGCAGCGCGGAGGAGCCUCGGGGGAACGUUAUAGGGAGCCGGUAAUGAGGAAUUGUAGGGCUGAAUCCUGAGUCGUGCAACGGACGUGUCAUCGCACCUGGCCAUAGAAUCCAGUAAUGGACAGAAGACUCUCCGACCAUCCGGUCCCCGGGGCCCCUGUGGAUUUCUCAUUCAAAUGCAUCAACUCAGUGGAAGAUGUGCUGCUGGAGGAACCCCGGCAGGGGCUGCGGCCCCUAAAACGCUGUGAGGAUGGGAAGCUCUUGAGCCAAGCUCUGCGCCUCAACAACAACACUCUGACUGACCUGAAAGGCUUCGGGGAGACAGUAGAAAAGCUUUUGGGGGACCCGACACAGCUCAGCUGGAUUGACUUGUCCUUUAAUGAUUUGUCCACCAUUGACUCGGUUCUGACCAAGUACCCAAAACUCAGUGUCCUCAAUCUCCAUAGCAACAGCAUCAAGCAACUGUCCCAGGUGGAUAAAAUGGCCGCCCUGCCCAACCUGAAGAGUCUGACCCUGCACGGCAACCCAGUGGAGGGGGAGCGAGGAUACAGGUGCUACGUCCUGUCUGUGCUGCCUCAGCUGAAGACGUUGGAUUUCAGCGCUGUCACCAAGCAAGACCGUGUCACUGCUGAUGUAUGGAGGCGCAUGAACGUGAGGCCCAGACGCGUGAGUCGGAAUAAAGACCAAUAGAUCCCAUGCUGAAUAAUCACAGGGGGAACACUCUGAAGUAGCCAAUCACAUUUGUGCCCCUCCUCUGUAAUCUACACGUGACUCACAGCUCAUGUACAAACUCUCUACCAAUAGCAGCCUGAGCAGCUGAACUUCCAUUGCUACAACUGCUUGUGAUUGGAAGGAAUCUGCACGGGAGCAUGGGCUUUACUUACCCUUUAAAUGUCAAUCCUCAUUGGCUGAUCUUGUGCAACUCUGCAUGCGGGGUCACAUGACAAGGGAUAGACCCUCCCCCAGCGCUAGGGCAGUGGCUUGUUGCAAUAGGAUGAUUAACCCUUUGUGGGGAAUGUUAUAGGUCUGUACAGAGGGGGUGGCUCAACUGCACAUAUCAGCAUGUUGCUCUGUCUCACUGUGGCUCCUGUGGGGUGUUUAUGGGUGCAGUAUGAGUGCAGCUGGUGGACAAUGCACAGUAGAUCUCACCAGAAGGUGCAGGGAGUACAUAGAUGCUGCAUUACACAUUGCCCUCUAGUGGCUGAACAGAAUAAAGUGCAACAAUGUUACACAACAGACUGAAUGGGAGAAGCUUUUGUUUCACACCGACUGGCCUUGUAUCAAGCUAUUCAUUUAGAUUGUCAGCUCUUGUGAGCAGGACCCUCUGAUCCCUUAGUUAUUGUGCAGCCCCUGUUAUAUCAGUGUAAGAGCGUGUUUGUUGCACAUGAACGUAACUGUCAUAAUGAUCUAUGGGACAACUAUUUGUGUGCAAACUCCUCCCCUUCAUUCACAUUUACUGGUGUGAGGCUAUAAAGUGCCUGCGGGAUUCCCUAUUCAUCACCUGUCUGUCUGUCUGUCACUCACUGAGGCCUCUGUACAGUAACCACAGCCCAAAUCCAGUAGCCCCGCCUCUUAAUCAUCAGCUCUUGGGAUCAGGGAUAUUGCCUGGGGUAACCACUUCUAUCAUUUACCAUCUCAUUUCUCUUAUGUUUGGGGGGAAUUGACAAAAGUGCUGAUAUUGAGACAAAAUAAAAGUGGAAAUAAAAAGGUCGGAUUUCCCAUCAAA
Messenger RNA from Xenopus laevis (African clawed frog), 1730 nucleotides. RefSeq names its product leucine rich transmembrane and O-methyltransferase domain containing S homeolog (gene lrrc51.S). Lineage: Eukaryota; Metazoa; Chordata; Amphibia; Anura; Pipidae. Gene Ontology annotation, cellular component: cytoplasm. The record is from RefSeq and is marked predicted.